Molecule: messenger RNA, 4757 nt
Organism: Anguilla anguilla (European eel)
Lineage: Eukaryota; Metazoa; Chordata; Actinopteri; Anguilliformes; Anguillidae
Product: patched domain-containing protein 1-like
Exons: 4
Coding region: 846-3581 (911 amino acids)
Biological process (GO): cognition; chemical synaptic transmission
Cellular component (GO): plasma membrane; synapse
Source: RefSeq, a predicted model, not a curated record
UCAUUGUCAUGCUUGUGUCAAAAAAGGGGGUGCUACAGAAGAGGUUCAACUUCAAGUAUAGAGAUAAACACAACCAUACAGUAAAUAAAUAUAUAGUGUUCGGUCAAUCUAUCCACACCGCCCGGAUGUGUGUAGUAGAAUGCACUAAAGACAGCAAGGGUAGAAAGAGCAUUCAAGAUCUUGUCCUCCUUUCGAUGCAACACACUGUUUGAGGCAAAAUACCAGCUCUCGUGCAAGACUGAUUCAGCACUUGGCUUGCCAGACAGCACCGGCAACGAUGGAAGGAUUAUAUCGACAAGAACAUAAACAUACACAAAAAUCCGCACUCCCAUCGUUGACCACAAGUAAGGCGGAGUACAACGGCGUAUCACAAACAUUAUUUCCAGCGAUUUAUCUUCGCAUAAAGCGGUCUGGUUAAAUACUUCCUUUAAAAGCCGUGCAUACCGUCUGAAGACCAAGACAAAGGGAUUUCCAGUCACUUUGAAACAAUCGCACGAUGUGUGCCGAGGACAGAAGGUUGCCGAGAUGCGUCGCAAACCCUGCCAUAGCCUGCUAACAAACACGCGACGCAGAGGAAUAGCCGGGAUAAUCACACCAGUGAAAGGAACGCACCUGUGUAGGCUGGUUCGUGACUGAGUUGCGCGGAAUUUUGCUCAAGUGUUAAAUACUAAAUCAACUUCUACAUUAAGUGGACGACGAUUCUUCUAAAUAUGUGCAAUACAACAAAAAAAAGAUUAAAUACGUGAAAUUGUUAGCUAUUUAUACAGUCAUCCAUAUGAACGGGGUGAUGCUGGUGGAAAACCGCAAUUGAUGCGCCAAACCAGUGCAUUGCCGAGAACCCCCCGAUGGUGGUGUCUCGGCGGUGGGAGAGGCUCGGAUCCCGCAGGCCUUUCCUCUCCCUCCCGUUGUGGCUGCAGUCUAGAAUGUUGCGGCAGGUUUUGCGUGAAGGGCUGAGGACGUCUUUCUACAAACUCGGCCACUUUGUAGCCAACCACCCGGUGUUCUUCUUAUCUGCUCCGGUGCUCGUCUCCAUCCUGCUGGGAGCCAGUUUCAGCCGCUAUCGCGUCGAAGAAAACAUGGAGCACCUAUUGGCCCCCAAACACAGUCUGGCCAAAAUAGAGGGCAAACUGGUGGACAGCUUGUUCCCUGUCAACAGAUCCAAACACACUCUUUAUUCAGAUCUCCAGACUCCAGGGAGAUACGGCAGGGUGAUUGUCACCACAGGCCGGGGGAACGUAUUGGACCAGCAUCACGUCGAUCAAAUUCUGGAGCUCCACAGUGCGGUCACUAUGAUGCAGGUGCACGUGCUGGGCUUCAACUACACGUUCGCCCACCUCUGCCUGCUGGACGACAACAGCAGCUGCAUCGUGGACGACAUCCUGCACGUGCUGGAGGAGCUACGGGCGGCGUGGGCCUCCAACCGCACCGCCCCGCCCCUGCGCUAUCCCAUCACCACGCUGCAGGACGGCCGCGAGGCGUACAUCGGGCACCAGCUGGGCGGGGUGCAACAGGGGGGGCGCAAGAGCGUCCGCUCUGCCCGGGCGCUGCAGCUCACCUACCACCUGCAGGCGGCAAGCCCCCUGAACGACAUGGUGGCCACGCGCUGGGAGGCGCAGUUCUGCCGCGCCCUGGAGCGCUAUCAGGCUAGCCACCCCGAGAUCACCCUGUACCCCUUCACCUCCUCCUCCCCACAGCGGGACUUUCAGAAGACCACCAAGGUGUCGGAGUGCCCUCUGCUGGUCAGCCUGUGCCUGUGCGUCUCGCUGGCCGUACUGUGUUGCUCCAUGAGGGACUGCGUACGGACCAAGCCCUGGCUGGGGCUCCUGGCUCUGGUCAGCGUCGGCCUGGCUACCCUCACCUCUGCUGGCAUUAUCAACCUCGCCGGUGGCAAAUACAACUCUACCUUCCUGGGAAUCCCCUUCAUCAUGCUGGGUCAUGGGCUGCUCGGGACUUUUGAGAUGCUGUCAUCAUGGCGACGGACACGGGAGGACCAGCACGUGAAGGAGCGCGUGGCGGCAGUGUUCUCGGACUGCAUGCUCCCGUUCACCGCCAGCACUGCCUUGUACCUGGUCACCUUCGGCAUAGGCGCCAGCCCCUUCACCAACAUCGAGGCUGUGCGCCUCUUCUGCCAGAACACUUGCAUCUCUGUGCUCUUCAACUACCUCUACAUCAUCACCUUCUAUGGCUCCAACCUGGUCUUCACCGGCUACAUGGAGAACAACUACCAGCACAGCCUCUUCUGCAAGAAAGUGCCCAAACCCGAGCUGCUGCUCCAGAAGCCGGCCUGGUACCGAUUCCUCAUGUACACGCAGUUCAACGAAGAGGCAUCUGAGCUGGGGGACCUGCGCACAUACGAGAGUCACCUGCUGGUGGCCUUCAUGAAGCGCUACUACUGCGGGUGGAUCACCAACACCUACGUCAAGCCCUUUGUAGUCCUCUUCUACCUGGUCUAUAUCUCCUUCGCACUGAUGGGCUACCUGCAGGUGAGCGAAGGCUCAGACCUCAGCGGAGUGGUCGCCACGGAGACCAGCACCAUCACCUACACCAAGGCCCAGCAGAAGUACUUCAGCAGCUACAGCCCCGUCAUCGGCUUCUACAUCUACGAGUCCAUCGAGUACUGGAACGCCAGCGUGCAGGAAGACCUGCUGGAGUACACCAAGGGCUUUGAGAGAAUCUCAUGGUUCGAGAGCUACCUGGGCUACCUGCGCAGCCUCAAUGUGAGCACCAGCCUGCCCAAGCGCGACUUCACCGAGCGCCUCCGCUCCGGGUUCCUCAAGCAGCCGCAGUUCCUGCACUUCUCAGACGACAUCAUCUUCGGCCGCCUGGCGGACAGUGAGGUGGACGUGGUGGCCUCCCGCAUGUUCCUGGUGGCCAAGACCACAGAGAACAAGCGCGAGGAGAUGCACGUCCUGCUGGACACCCUGCGCAAGCUCUCGCUUACCUCCCGCAUCAAGUUCAUCAUCUUCAACCCCUCCUUCGUCUACAUGGACCGUUACGCCUCCUCGGUGGGCGCCCCGCUCAAGAACUCCUGCAUCGCCGCCCUAUUCCUCCUCUUCUUCUCCGCCUUCCUGGUGGCCGACUCGCUGGUCAACGUGUGGCUGACGGUGACCGCGGCCUCGGUGGAGUUUGGCGUCAUCGGGUUCAUGACCCUGUGGAGGGUGGAGCUGGACUGCGUCUCGGUGCUGUGCCUGAUCCACAGCGUCAACUACGCCGUGGACUCGUGCGGCCCGCUGCUCUCCACCUUCGCUCUGGGGCGUGAGUGCACCCGCACGCGCUGGGUGAAGCUGGCGCUGGAGCGCCACGGCGUGCCCGUGCUGCAGAGCUGCCUGUGCCACGGCGCCGCCCUGCUGCCCCUGGCCGCCGUGCCCUCCAACCUCACUGGCACCCUGUUCCGGUGCCUCUUUCUCACCGCCUUCAUCACCCUCUUCCACUGCCUGGCCAUUCUGCCUGUACUCCUGACCUUCCUGCCGCCCUCCAAGAAGAAGCGGAAAGAGAAGAAAGGGGUGGAGAGCAGGGACGAGAUCGAGUGCGUGGAGAUGGUGGACAGCACACGAGUGGUUGACCAGAUCACCACAGUCUGAGAGGUGCUUGCGGACUUCACGGACCAGGUCGCCAAAGUCUAACAGAGGCUUGCAGGGUUGGAGACCAGUCACAAGUAGAAUGCAUAUUCUAGAAAAGGAAAUGUGCAUGGGGAAGUUAUGAUGAGAGAAUGGGCUAGCCGCGUAAGCCAGGAAAGUCCUGUUGCUGCAGGUGCAAGAGCAGUGAUGUUAGAUUGACAGUUGUCACCAGUUAUGAAUAGUCUGGAUGAGUGAAAGGUUAUACUUCAAUUGUCAUGAGAAACAAUUGUGAGAGAGAAUGCAACAUCUCCUUUACUCCCUUCAGUCUGAUGAAAGGAUGGUUGAGAGAAUUUUGCUUCUGGGUCAAAUAGACAGGCUAUUACAAAGGGAUAUGCGGGUGAUGGCAUCAAACGGUUCUUCUCUGCAGGAAUCAGAGAUGACAAAGGUUAUCUUGAGUGGAAUGAGGAUGUUUUCAGAUUUAUUUCACUGCCAGUUUUAUCACCUCCCUCUGAUGUAAGAAUAGAUUUUGUUUCUGGUAACUUCCCCAAAUCUCCAAUCUUUCCUUUAUUUAUGUUUCAGAUGUGUGUCUCGUGCAUGACUCAUGUAACAUUUCAAAACAGAGCAAGAAAAUGACAAUAGCCAUUUUGCCAGCCUCCCACUCCCUUUGAUUCUCACAUACACGGCUUCUGUCAGUUCUCAUCUCUCUAUUCAAUAUGUUUCUAUCCACUCACCCUUUCUGUCUUUCUCACUGCCGUCACACACAUACAGGGCCACCGGGUAAAAUUCCCAAGCCUACACGUUCGUACACAUUGGGCCCCCCCCUCCUCUAGGGCUCAGGACAACGUACCUGGUUAUACCCCCCUAAACAGUGGCCCUACACACACACACACACACACACUCACACACGCUAUGGGUAUUGUGACUAUUUCCUUCCUACUCCCUGUAGGGGAGGGGGGGUUGGGCGGGAAUCUAAAAGAUGUGACUGAGAACGUAUUAAAUUACAUAUUUUAUUAAAUGAAUGUAAUGUGAUUCUUAUGCAGCAUUGUGAUUAUCUUCUUUUUUUUUUUCUUUGGUAAGAGUCAUAUUUUUAUGCAUUGGUAUAUUGAAUGACUGUUCACCUAAUUCUUAGGAAUAUUUAUUGAUCAACAUGGAAUCUAUGAAAGGUAACUGAAUCAGUAAAUUAUUUUUCACUAUCAUGCA